This is a messenger RNA of Myripristis murdjan (pinecone soldierfish), 2079 nucleotides long. RefSeq names its product zinc finger, HIT-type containing 2 (gene znhit2). The transcript has 2 exons. NCBI's taxonomy places the organism in Eukaryota, Metazoa, Chordata, Actinopteri, Holocentriformes, Holocentridae. The record is from RefSeq and is a predicted model, not a curated record. The coding region runs from base 135 to 1970 and encodes 611 amino acids.
GGAAAGGCGACGCCCCCAGUGUUACGACACCGCGGCGUCAUCACAUUGCGACAACGGCGCACAAACCAACUGAAGACGUUGCUAAUGUUGUGAGCUAACCGUAUCUGCUUGGAGGUGGUCUUUAUGUGGACUUAAUGGACCCACUAAGCAGGCGGAGACUUCCUCCGUCUGUGAGGAGUCUUCUGACAGACAUUGGGCCAAAAGAGGAGUCCCACUGUAGUGACUGGUCCGACUCAGAGCCCUGCACCGUGACCAGAGAGGGGGUGGUGCUCCCCUCCAGAGGAGCAGCCAAACAAGAGGAUCUGCUCACACCGGCCAAGGCACGAAACAAGGAGGGUACCCAUGAUGGACAUAACACCAGGCUAAGCCCGGUCUGCGGCUUGUGUAAAUCCAACCCUUCCUGCUACACCUGUCCUCGAUGUAACUUACCUUACUGCGGCUUGGGGUGCUACCGGAGCCCAGACCACUCUGCAUGCUCCGAGGAGUUUUACAAGGAGGCUGUUUUACAGGAGCUGAAGGACAUGGGGCAAACAGAGAUUGAGGGCAGAAGGAAAAUGCAGGACAUUCUCCUGGGACUUCGAAAAAAGGGAGACAGGACAGAGGGAGGAAUGGAAAACGUGUUAAGAGAAGCGGGUAUUGUGUCAAGUGAUGAUGAGGAAGUGGAAGGAGAGGCAAAAGAGAGAGUGCAGGUUUUGGAGCUCCUGUCCAGGUUAGCCGUGCUUCAACAGUCUGGGGAAGGGAGCGCAACAGAGAUUGAGGCUAUACUGAGAAAACUCAAAGAGAUUGGAGGAAGGCAGGGUGCAGAUGAAGAGCUGCUGGCUGCAGAUGAUGAUAAUGAUGAAGAUGGAGAGCUGAGUGAGGGAGUUGAGGGCUCAGAGCAGGAGCUUGACUUAGCUCAUAGACUCUCAGGACUGGAUAUCGAUACGCUCUCAGAAGAGGAGAUAUGGGAGCUCCUAAACAGCCAAGAGAAAGAGAAAUUUGUGGAUUUGAUCAAGGGUGGGGCUGUUGGUGGUUUGGUUCCCCUGUGGAAACCAUGGUGGGAGGCACAUGAGGAGGGAGGGGGGAAGCUGGUGGAGGUACUGGGGGAAGAGUUGAGCGAACAGGAGGGAGGCAGCACAGUGGCAGGAGAAGCACAUGAGCCUGCAGUGUCCUGCUGUGUUAAAAGACUUACUGAUAAACACGGAAUUGAAAAUAAAGUCAAGAAAUCACCAGAAAUUGUUCAGAAUGAAAGUAAAUCAGCAGGAAAGGUGAGAAAUGUUAACAAAGGAAAUAGAAAGGACACAAAUAAAGUCACAGCAACAAGUUCAGCUGUUUCCAGCGUGCCUCCUAUUUCUGUAAAAAUCCCAAAGCUGAGUUCCUUGUCCAGCAAUCCAUCUCCUCUCAUACGCUACAGCUUGGUCAAUGCACUGUUUGGCUACACCUUCACCAUGUGCCUGUUCAACGGCGACAUUGAGUCACUGAUGCUUGAGUUCUGUGACACGAUCCUGUCUGUGUCUGAGGCGCUCAACUCAAGCAGGGUGUUCAACUCUGUUCAAGAGGCCGUAGAGAGUGGAGAGGCUGCUCUCUUGGCUGGGGGUUACUUUGACAGGGAGGAUCCUCAUGCCCCAGCCAGGGCGGUGGAGGCUGUGGCUCACAUCAUGACCGGUAGAAGCAGGAGGGAUGCUGCUGGAUACUGCCUGGCAGGCUUGAGUCAGCUCCGCUCCGUGCUCUCCAAGGCCAGAGCAGCACUGCCCAAAGGAGAGGAUGGCGGAAAGAGACAGAAGUACUUCCUAGCAGGGAAGAAAUGUGAAUUCUUUCAGGCAUGGGCGCUGGAAAGUUCUCAGCAGAUUCGCAGACUUGCUAUGGAGCUGUGGAAUGAACACGGUAAAAAGCAGAGUGAAAGAAAUAUCAUGGACAAGGCGAAGACAGCAGUCGAGGAGAGCUUGAAGAAAAGAGAAAGGAAAGGUGUGUUAAUUGAGGAACUGAGCUGACGGAGGCUUUCUUGCACAUACUGUUUUUAACAGUUUUAACAUUGUAAUAAAAUAUGCAAUGCUCUGUUGCUGUAAAAUAAUAAUAAUAAAAAAACAAUGCUACAAAGUC